This is a messenger RNA of Helianthus annuus (common sunflower), 532 nucleotides long. Its product is annotated as late embryogenesis abundant protein 46-like. The transcript has a single exon. NCBI's taxonomy places the organism in Eukaryota, Viridiplantae, Streptophyta, Magnoliopsida, Asterales, Asteraceae. Bases 74 to 418 code for a protein of 114 amino acids. Gene Ontology annotation, biological process: embryo development ending in seed dormancy. The record is from RefSeq and is a predicted model, not a curated record.
AAAAUAAAUCAAACUUCUUCUCUCUAAUCAACAAAACAAAACAAAAGCUUUUCAUUUCAAACAAUACAAUACAAUGCAAGCGGUGAAAGAAACGGCGGCAAACAUCGCCGCAUCGGCACUAUCCGGAAUGGAGAAAACAAAAGCUGUGGUAGAAGAAAAGGUUGAGAAAAUAAGUACAAGCGAUCCAAUACAAAAAGACAUGGCCACCUUGAAAAAAGAAGACCGGAUCAGGCUGGCCGAGCUCCGAAAACAAGAGGCCUAUAACCAGAACGCUGCUGCCGCCAGUGGUGGUCCUGGUAGUCCCACCUUCACUGCAGCUGGUCAUGUUCACCCUGAAAAGAACCCCUUUCAUAAACCCGGUUCUGAGGUUAAGGGUGCGAAUAAAUCAUCGGUUGCGGUGUCGGUACAACCCAGCUAGGUUAUGAAUUAUGGUACAUGGUUUGCUUGGUGGAUGGAUUAAUAAUUGGUUUGGGACCAAUAUGAUAUGUAGAAUCUUUGUUGUAACGUGUUUUGCAUGAUGAAUUUGUUUGGG